UCUAUUAAAUAUUCAUGAGCUACGCCUUCCACGUAGGAUUCGUUCGUUGCUAACGGUUGCAAACAGAACAGACGGCGGUCCUCACUGAAACAGAAGCGAUUUUUUUUGUCUGAAUCUAUAUUACACAUCAGUUUCUACUAGAUAUCAGUUUAUGUGAUGCAGAGACCAGCUAAGGGGGAUGUCAACUUUGCACCCAUCGUGGUUAAUGGAACGGUGGUCCGAGACAAAAAGUUCCUGCGUGGACUGGGCAAAGUGCUGAAACUUCAGUGGCUGCUUGGCAAAAGCAUAGAGAUAAGGAGAUCGCUCGUUGACAGAAUCAUUCCCUCCUGUGCUUGCCGAGCUGUGGAAAACAAUGAUUUCACUUCACUCAGAGAGCUCCUGGAGAAGAUGGAUUCCAGUUGUGAAACCUAUGAUGAAUUCACACCCCUUCAUACAGCAUGCGAGUUGGGGAACUUGGAGAUGAUUGAGUUCCUGCUGUCAAAGGGGGUGUCUCCUCAUCACAAGAACCGCUUUGGACACUGCCCAAUGUACAUGGCCAUUAAGAACAGGCAUUGUCAAGCUGUCAAACUCAUGAGCAUGAAAGGAGUCACUGUUAGACUACACCCUGUGAGAAUUGCCAUGGAAAUGAUUCAAGCGGUACAGAACAGAGAUUACCCUCUGCUGUAUGCUUGGGUUGCAUCAGGAGUUGACAUGGAUAUUAAAGACUAUAAUGAACGCACUGUAAUGCAUGAGGCAGUUGAUCUGGGAGAUAAAUUGAUGAUUGUCAGGCUACUGGAAUAUGGAGCCACACCACUGGAGAGAGAUGUGUGGGGUCAGACAGCCAUGGAUAAUGCUCAAAAUGACACAACGAUCAUGGCUCUUUUUGAGCCUUUUUUCACAGUGCAUUGCCCCACCAAACAGGCCUAUCUGCUGUAUAAGGAAAAACAUUCACACUAAUAGAA
This is a messenger RNA of Megalobrama amblycephala (Wuchang bream), 941 nucleotides long. Its product is annotated as L-asparaginase. The transcript is spliced from 7 exons. Lineage: Eukaryota; Metazoa; Chordata; Actinopteri; Cypriniformes; Xenocyprididae. The coding region runs from base 157 to 936 and encodes 259 amino acids. The record is from RefSeq and is a predicted model, not a curated record. Gene Ontology annotation, biological process: potassium ion transport. Gene Ontology annotation, molecular function: voltage-gated potassium channel activity; protein binding.